Messenger RNA from Helianthus annuus (common sunflower), 1980 nucleotides. RefSeq names its product protein NRT1/ PTR FAMILY 4.6. Lineage: Eukaryota; Viridiplantae; Streptophyta; Magnoliopsida; Asterales; Asteraceae. The record is from RefSeq and is a predicted model, not a curated record. Gene Ontology annotation, molecular function: transmembrane transporter activity. Gene Ontology annotation, biological process: transmembrane transport. Gene Ontology annotation, cellular component: membrane. The coding region runs from base 69 to 1832 and encodes 587 amino acids. The transcript has 5 exons.
ACCACAAUAAAACUUAGUAACAUAAUAUUAUUCUGCUGACAAAGAUCAUCUCAAGUUUGCAGAGUAACAUGGAUGAAGAAUGCCAGAUAAGCAAAUCCAGCAGGUAUGUCAGUUGGAGAAACAAACCAGCUGUAGAAGGCCAACAUGGUGGCACACUUGCAGCCUCUUUUGUCUUAGUUGUGGAGGUACUGGAGAACUUAGCAUAUCUGGCAAAUGCAAGCAACCUUGUGCUCUAUCUGUCAAAAUUCAUGCACUAUCCUCCAUCAAGUUGUUCAAACAUUGUCAGCAAUUUCAUGGGCACAGCUUUUCUUCUUGCUCUACUUGGUGGCUUCUUAGCUGAUGCUUUCUGCACCACCUAUUGCAUCUAUCUCAUAAGCGCUACGAUUGAACUUACGGGUCUUCUAAUACUCACACUACAAGCCCACACACAUUCCUUAAAACCAGAAAGCUGUUCAUCAGCCAACAGGAAUGAUAAAUGCGAACAACUUAAAGGCGGCAAAGAAGUAAUUUUCUUCAUAGGACUAUAUCUAGUGGCAUUGGGUGUUGGAGGAAUAAAAGGAUCACUCCCCCCUCACGGCGCUGAACAGUUUGAUGAAGAAACUACUCAAGGAAGAAAGCAAAGAUCGUCGUUUUUCAAUUAUUAUGUAUUUUGUCUCGCUUCGGGUGCACUCAUCGCAGUGACGUUUGCAGUGUGGAUUGAGGAUAAUAUUGGAUGGCAAUGGGGAUUUGGUAUCUCCACCUUGGCUAUUUUGAUCUCUAUCCCUAUCUUUCUUCUUGGGUCCGCAUUUUAUAGGAUUAAAGUUCCUUCAGGAAGUCCUAUUACAACUAUAUGUAAGGUACUUGCUGCAGCAAUCUUCAACACUUUUUCCAUCAAUGCAAGAAAUGCUGCGGUUAGCACAAACUCAUCACCCGCGUUAAACGCACUGCGAAACAAACAAGAAGAUGAUAAACCGGAUGAGAACAUAACUGAAGAUCUCAGCUUUCUCAACAAAGCAGUUACGAAAAAAUCAACUUUUCCACCAUUGAAGGUCAAUGCUAAACAAGUCGAAGAGGUUAAAAUCGUCUUUAAGAUCUUCCCGGUAUUCAUAUCAACCAUAAUGCUUAACUGCUGUCUUGCUCAGCUGUCUACCUUCUCUGUCCAACAAGCAGCCACCAUGAACACUAGAAUCGGCUCGUUACGGGUCCCACCAGCUUCACUUCCCGUAUUCCCAGUUAUAUUCAUCAUGGUACUUGCACCAAUGUAUGACCAUGUUAUAAUCCCCUUUGCAAGAAAGAUAACCAAAACUGAAAUGGGUAUAACCCAUUUACAACGAAUAGGGGUCGGGUUAUUUUUAUCCGUCAUGGCUAUGGCAGUUGCAGCCUUAGUGGAAAUCAAACGGAAACAUGUGGCGCAUCGAGCUGGUUUAAUGAACUCCACUGAGCCACUGCCAGUUACUUUCCUUUGGGUUUCUUUGCAGUACUUGUUUCUCGGGUCGGCUGAUCUUUUUAGCUUAGCUGGCAUGAUGGAUUUCUUUUUCACCGAGGCACCAUUUAGCAUGAGAUCAUUAGCUACAUCGCUCUCUUGGGUCUCGUUAGCCAUGGGUUAUUAUCUUAGCUCAUUGCUUGUUUCUAUAGUGAACCAUGUUACAGGAAACUUUCGUCACACGCCAUGGCUCUACGGUAGCAACUUGAAUCAUUACCAUCUUGAAAGGUUUUACUGGUUGAUGUGUGCACUAAGUGGUUUGAACUUCCUUGUGUAUGUCAUGUGGGCUAAAUCCUAUAAGUAUGGAGCAAAAUUCCUCAGUGGUUGUUCAAAUGACACCCGAUUGUUAUGCAAAUCGUCAGGAGUCUAGUAAGAUAAUAUUGUAGCGCGGUCCACCUAUGUGUUUGUAAGUUAAAGUAGACUAGCUAUAUCACUAUUCUGCCAUUGAUGGCCAUGUAUGCUCCUUUGUAUCCUUAGAAUGAGAUAAUCAAUAGUUAUUAAACUUAUUUCAACCUAAA